Messenger RNA from Nelumbo nucifera (sacred lotus), 1050 nucleotides. Lineage: Eukaryota; Viridiplantae; Streptophyta; Magnoliopsida; Proteales; Nelumbonaceae. The record is from RefSeq and is a predicted model, not a curated record.
AUGGCAGCCAACAACUAUCAAUGGCAUUCUGAAAGGACUCAAACUAGGAAGCAGCAAGGCCUGCAUAAUUUUGAUACUUAUACGGCACUAUCUGCACAAAUAGGAGCACUCAGUAAGAAAAUUGAUGAAAUGCAGAUAGCUGCCAUGCAUGUGCAGCCUCUUACUUAUGAAUUGUGUGGGGGAGGCCACAUCAGCACUGACUGCCAAGUUGGUAAUCAGUUCAGGCCAUCUACUGAACAAGUCGACUAUGUGCAAGCUAUUACCUUAAGAAGUGGAAAAGAGUUGCCCGAGGUAGAGAAGAAGAAUUGGGCUGAACCCAAGACAGAAACAAGUCUUGGGACUAGACAACAGAAGAAGGAACAACCAGAAGCACAACAAGGGAUGCACCAACAGCCACAAGUUCCAUUCCCUAACUGGCUGAAGCAACAGAAAUUGGAGAAGGAAUUUUCCCAAAUGCCACACUAUGCAAGGUUUUUGAAAGAAUUAUUGGCAAACAAAAGGAAACUGGGAGAUGUGGCUACAGUUGCUUUAAAUGAGGAAUGUUCUGCUAUCCUUUUGAACAAGCUGCCUCAGAAACUUAAAGAUCCAGGGAGUUUCACUAUUCCUUGUACUAUAGGCAGUCUAAAAAUUGAAAAAGCUUUAUGUGACCUGGGAGCUAGCAUCAAUUUAAUGCCAUAUUCUAUCUUCAAGAAAUUGGGAUUGAAUGAUCCCCAACCCACUAGAGUGGCAUUACAAUUGGCUGAUAGAUCCAUUAGACAUCCUAGGGGGAUCAUAGAAGAUGUUUUAGUUAAAGUUGACAAAUUCAUUUUUCCAGUUGAUUUCAUUGUGUUAGACAUGCAAGAAGAUGUUGAAGUCCCACUGAUCUUAGGGAGACCUUUCCUGGCUACCGGGAAAGCAAUGAUUGAUGUCCAACAAKGACAACUCAGCCUUAGGAUACAAGAUAAGGAGAUUAUUUUUAAAAUGUCUGAUGCUAUGAAACAUGCACCCUUUAGUGAUGAUUCUUGUUUUAUGAUUGAUGCCAUUGAAUUGACAAUUGAUGAAUGCUUCUAG